Hyaloscypha bicolor E is the source of this 765-nucleotide messenger RNA. RefSeq lists its product as uncharacterized. Lineage: Eukaryota; Fungi; Ascomycota; Leotiomycetes; Helotiales; Hyaloscyphaceae. Gene Ontology annotation, molecular function: protein binding. The record is from RefSeq and is a predicted model, not a curated record. The transcript has 2 exons. The coding region runs from base 1 to 765 and encodes 254 amino acids.
AUGGCCGAUGCUUCAGACAUCCAGAGCAUCGUCUCCACAGCUUCUUCACUUCCUCAUUUUGAUGCGAAGUACGGCACUGAGAUGGUCGACAUCAUCGUCGGCCCCGAUCAAAUACUCUACCGAGUGCACAAAGACAGACUGUGCACUCAGGUUCCUUACUUCGCUAACCUCCUCAAAAAGCCUAUGACAUCCUCGGAUAACACCGAAGAUUCUCAAGCAGCUCAGGACGAGCUCCCAACCCUCUCUUUUCCCCAGGAGCAACCUGACUCGUUCAACAUCUUUCUCACUUGGGUCUACGAAGGCACUUUACCCACGCUGAAACGCAACAAAGACGUGACCAAACACAGAGGUUGGAAUUGGGAUCCCUUCGAAGCGUACCUCCUAGCCCAACAUCUCAACCUGCCUCUGCUUCAAGACCUCAUCAUGGAAGCUUUACGCUCCGGACAAACCGCGACAGGAAUGCUGCACUCCCUCGAAACCGUCAAAACGGUGUUUCCCAGGGUCAAUAAUCACAGCGCUAUGCAACGCUACCUAGGCCAUUCACUCCUCAAAGCAAUCCUCUCUGCCGACACUAACAAAUUAGAGGCAUUGUACCCUACUAAAGAGAUAUGGAAACUUCUGGACAGCGAUUCGGCUCUACUUAUGUUGAUUCUCCGUUACUUGAGGGGAAUGGAGGGAAAGGCGAUGGGGGAGCCACGGUUCGUGAAGGGAUGCACCUAUCAUGACCAUGAUAAGAGCACCAUGUGUCCGAAUGAUAAUAAAUAA